AGGCAGAUUUAUAGAGAAGAAAAUUGUAAUAGGUGAAACACUUAAAGGAACGCACUCUAGUAUGAACUGGGUGGAUCGAAUGAGCCAUUUGUUCGAAAAUGCCCCAAAUGAAGAUCGGGAAAAGUACCCAUUUGUAAGACAGAACACCAGCGACGCUGUAUGUAGUGACUUCUAUCCCUCUUUCAAAGACAACUUGUACAAGGUAAUGAACUACACUUUCGAUGUAGAUGAAAAAUAUUUGAAACUGCUGAAGUUAGAUGCCGCUGGAAUAAAAAAUCUGACGGAAAACGAUUCAAACUCAUCUUAUCCCGUCAUCGCUACCGCCGCAUCAUCAAACCACUACCACGAGAUUCAAGGCUUAAUCCGGGAUUAUCACAGAAACCUCUUGCCAAUCUACCCGGGCAUGAAAUUAAUCUUUUAUGAUUUGGGAAUGACUAUCCAGCAAAUAAUACAAAUGAAUAAACAUUGCAAGUGCGAAAUUCGACGAUUCCCUUUCUAUAUUUUCCCGCGUCAUAUUCGAAUCAUCAAGGGGUAUGGGUGGAAACCGCUGAUCAUACAGUUGCUGUUACUUGAAUUCGACUUCGUCAUGUGGGCAGAUGCGUCUGUGAGAUUUAAUGGAAAUCCCCUAGAUAAACUUUUUAAAGGUGCAAACGAAAUAGGAGUGCAGGCCGUUCCGGGUUGGGGCUCAAUUGCAGUUCGCACAAAUGCGCGCACCUUCACAGCCCUUGGGGAACAAGCCUGCUUAUUCGAUUACCCGGAAUUUGAAGCCACGUGGAUGGCAUUCAAACGGUCUGAAUUUACUCUUACCGCUGUCAUGAGGCCCUGGAUAUUGUGUGCUUUGCAGUAUGGAUGUAUGGAUUUCAAGAAGUCUAAAAUUCAUCUUAGAUGCCCCCUUGGCCGGGAGCAGAAAUUUGGAUCUUGUCAUAGGUUUGAUCAAUCUGUGAUAGGCAUAUUACUUACCAGACUAUUUAAUUAUAAAUCACAUCUCUGUCAAUUCAUCGUGAACGGUAUCGGGGAUAUCAAAAGAGAUGAAUAUGUUGUAUAUUUUCCAGAAUCUUGAUAAUGUUUUUCUUUUACCUGUAUGUUAAAAUCACCUUUAUAUUGCACAGGGUGCACAAUCGAACUUGUAAAGGAUAAUUCUCAAAGGAUGAUUCCUAAAGAAUAAUUCCCAAACGAUAAUUCGUGGUCUGUUCAUAAAACGGCAUUAUGUCCUCGUAAGAAUAAUUAUGCUGCAGGAUUAAAAUCAUUACAGUAAGCAGUGGAUAGAACUAUAUUGCCGAUGUUCAAAUCAACUACAAGUUGAAAUACCACCAUAAUUGGUAACUUUCAAAAGUUAUGUACCCUUUUUGAAGGCAUAUAAAUUGGGUUUAAAUUCAUCAGAUCUCAGAGAGAGAGA
Molecule: messenger RNA, 1396 nt
Organism: Ostrea edulis (European flat oyster)
Lineage: Eukaryota; Metazoa; Mollusca; Bivalvia; Ostreida; Ostreidae
Exons: 1
Coding region: 62-1060 (332 amino acids)
Source: RefSeq, a predicted model, not a curated record